Varanus komodoensis (Komodo dragon) is the source of this 1071-nucleotide messenger RNA. RefSeq names its product proproteinase E-like. Bases 1 to 1071 code for a protein of 356 amino acids. Gene Ontology annotation, molecular function: serine-type endopeptidase activity. The record is from RefSeq and is a predicted model, not a curated record. Lineage: Eukaryota; Metazoa; Chordata; Lepidosauria; Squamata; Varanidae. The transcript has 8 exons. Gene Ontology annotation, biological process: proteolysis.
AUGCUGGCGCCGUUGCUGCCCGUGCUGCUGGUGGCUGUUGCCUCGGCCUCUGGGAAGCCCGUCUACUCUGCCAGUGCCCGGGUGGUCAACGGCGAGGAUGCAGUCCCCUACAGCUGGCCCUGGCAGAUCUCACUCCAGUAUGAGAAAGACGGUGUCUUCCGGCACACCUGCGGGGGGUCCCUCAUAGCCCCCAACUGGGUCAUGACCGCUGCUCACUGCAUCUCAAAGUCCCGCAAGUACCAGGUGGUGCUGGGCGAGUACGACAUGGGCGCGGAGGAGGGGGCGGAGCAGCGCAUCCCCGUGAACUCUGGUGACAUCUUCGUGCACCCCAAGUGGAUCUCCAUCUGUGCGGCCUGCGGCAACGACAUCGCCCUGAUGAAGCUCUCCCGCAGCGCGCAGCUGAGCGCGAAGGUGCAGCUGGCCGGCCUGCCCCCGGCGGGGCAGGUCUUGCCCAACGGGUACCCCUGCUACAUCAGCGGCUGGGGGCGGCUCUCCAGUACCCGCCUGGCUCUAAUCCGCGUUGCGCCGCCCCCAGCGGGGGGACCCCUCCCCUCCAAGCUGCAGCAGGCCCUGCUCCCCGUGGUGGACAACGAACACUGCAACCAGCCCGACUGGUGGGGCGGCGUGAUCCGGCAGAGCAUGGUCUGCGCCGGAGGCGACAUCCGGGCCGGCUGCAACGGCGACUCCGGGGGCCCCCUGAACUGCCAGGGCAAUGAUUCGAAGUGGUACGUGCAAGGCAUCGCCAGCUUCGUCUCCAGCCUGGGGUGCAACGCCCUGAAGAAGCCCACCGUCUUCACCCGCGUCUCCGAUUUCAUCGCCUGGAUCGACGAAGCUGAGCGGCUGCCGCAGUCCGGAGAAUGUGGGCAUCCCGGCACCUGGAACGGGAUGAGAGCAGAUGAGCGGCCGCGCGACGCUACGCAGUGGCUGCCCAGAACUCAGAGCCACCACCGGAAAGGUCCCGCAGGCCGGGCUUCCUUCCCGAACGACCCGUUUGCUUUUCUUCCAGACCAUGGAGCAACACCCAUGACGAGGCGCUGGCAUCCGGGGAAGAUCCUCCUACUUCUGGAAUAA